Messenger RNA from Phlebotomus argentipes, 919 nucleotides. Its product is annotated as peptidyl-prolyl cis-trans isomerase NIMA-interacting 4. The record is from RefSeq and is a predicted model, not a curated record. Lineage: Eukaryota; Metazoa; Arthropoda; Insecta; Diptera; Psychodidae. The transcript is spliced from 2 exons. Gene Ontology annotation, molecular function: peptidyl-prolyl cis-trans isomerase activity; DNA binding. Gene Ontology annotation, biological process: rRNA processing. Bases 82 to 471 code for a protein of 129 amino acids.
CGGAAAAAGCUCACAUAACCCAACUUUGGGCGGAAAAUAAAAACAAACAUUGCGGUUCGUGGAAUUGCACAAAUCACAGAAAUGCCACCCAAAAAGGAUGGUAACAAAGGAAAACAGAGUGGGAAAGGCGGCGCAAGUGGCGGAGAUGGGGACAAAGGUCAGAAGGAGAAGAAAGGCGGAAAUUCCGUGAAGGUGAGGCACAUCCUGUGCGAGAAGCAGGGUAAAGUCCUCGAGGCCAUGGAGAAACUGAAGGCCGGUCAGAAGUUUCCAGACGUGGCAGCUGCUUAUAGUGAGGACAAGGCGCGCCAGGGUGGUGACUUGGGCUGGCAGAUCCGAGGCAGCAUGGUUGGACCGUUUCAAGACGCUGCCUUCGCCCUCCCUGUGUCCACUGUGGCCAAUCCCGUGUACACAGAUCCUCCGGUGAAGACGAAGUUUGGCUACCACAUAAUUAUGGUGGAGGGUAAGAAAUAAAGGCUUUCAAUUUUUGCGUAAUGUCUAAUUUCAUAGGAAAUAACAUGAAAUCUGAAGGUAACGUGUGGUCCGGGAAGUAAAUCGGCAAUUUGGUGAUGCCAGAACUACCGCUUGAAAUUCAGCAAGUCAGUUAAUCAGUAAGAGUCAUCGUCACUUGUAGAGUCGUCAACUCGAACAAACUCAGUCAAGGUGUAUUUUUGGCGAGGAGCAUCAGUUUGGCUCCUAUUGAGGCUAACAAAUCCCUGCAUGUGAAAAUUGCAGUAUGAGUCUGCUUUCACGAUUAAUGAUAGGCAUUCUCUGGCAUCCUCAAUUUGUGCCACAGUGGAUCGGCUUCCGUGCACAAUGUCAUGGUAUGUCGCUUUCAUAUUGUUGAUUUGAACUUGGAGAUAUGAGUAGAAGAGCGAUGCUUCUGCGUUUGAGCAUGCACCCUGAAUCCAGGCAGUCAUUC